UACAGCAGCCCCUCCCCUCUUUUUUGCUGACCUCGAAUAAAACCGUCAAUUUGCUGAAAUGGCAACUCAACAAGAACAGGCUGAGAGCCUUGCUUUAUUGGACAAGCUUGGGCUGGAAGAGGCUGAAAAGUUUGUCCAUCGAGUCGUCAGUGAUAUCUGUGACAAAGAUGGUCUACACUAUGAAGAGUUUGCCAAGCUCAUCUCAUUAUCGGAAUAUUCUCAAUUGAAACUGAGCCUGUGCAGUGUUCUAAAAAAUGUUAUGAGGGAGAAAAUUGAGAAAGAUAAAGUCAUCGACAAGUUGAAAGGCCUGAACCUAAACGAUGAGAUGGCUCAGGUGGUGGCUGUUUGUCUGUGGGUGAGGAGAGAGGAAAUUAGAGGACAGAUGAUCGGGAGCAGUUGUAAUAUUACACACAGUCAUCUCAACGAUUUCGAUUGGAGACUAAAGCUUGUGAUGUCCAGUGACCAGUUAGGCUCCAUCCAAGAGCCAGUAGUCAUGGUGGAUUUUGAUAUCUCCAAAGAUGGGCAGCAUACAGCCGAGAGUGUGGAGCUCUCCAAAGAAGAGCUAGAUGGAUUCGUGGCAUCACUAGAAGCAGCUAAUAAGGUUGUGUCCCAGCUACGAGCGUGAUAACUACUCUCUGUGUGUGUUUGGACAUUUAUUUAGUAGAUUUAGCACUUGUGUGUAUGCUGUACAAACUUCAAUGUUUCCACCAGUUAUUGUUUAAAUGUAAAGUAUAUAAAUAUACGAUGUCUUUCUUGUUUGACAAAAAUCAAAA
This is a messenger RNA of Halichondria panicea, 773 nucleotides long. Its product is annotated as COMM domain-containing protein 8-like. The record is from RefSeq and is a predicted model, not a curated record. The coding region runs from base 59 to 625 and encodes 188 amino acids. The transcript is spliced from 4 exons. NCBI's taxonomy places the organism in Eukaryota, Metazoa, Porifera, Demospongiae, Suberitida, Halichondriidae.